Polistes canadensis is the source of this 1493-nucleotide messenger RNA. It is a transcript of the gene Rab3, whose product is annotated as ras-related protein Rab-3. The transcript has 4 exons. Gene Ontology annotation, cellular component: synaptic vesicle; plasma membrane; endosome. Gene Ontology annotation, molecular function: GTPase activity; GTP binding. Gene Ontology annotation, biological process: regulation of exocytosis; protein secretion; protein localization to plasma membrane. The record is from RefSeq and is a predicted model, not a curated record. Lineage: Eukaryota; Metazoa; Arthropoda; Insecta; Hymenoptera; Vespidae. The coding region runs from base 656 to 1324 and encodes 222 amino acids.
CUAUAGUAGGCUAUAGUGGCGCGAGGUUCUUUCCCGAGGCCAGUCCUAGUCCAGAGUCGUCUCUCUUUAUAAUCGUCGCGAAAGAAAGGCUCGCACGCACGCAUAUCGAAAGAACAAAAAAAAUAAUAUAUAUCGAGAAAGAGAACGAACAAAAAAAGAAAAGAAAGAAAAAACGAGAGAGAACGAGAUAGAUAGAUAGAGAGAGAGAAAGAGAAGGGAGAGAGAAAGAUAAAAAGAAAUUAGAAAGGAAAGAAAAAAAAGGGGGAAGCACUGACAGCUUUGACAUAAUAACUGUCAAAUAGAAGAAGAAGAAGAAGAAGAUAUAUAGAAGGCAAGUAAGGAAAUAAUAAGAAGAAGAAGAAAAAGAAAAGGGAGAGAGAGAGAGAGAAAGAGACAGACAGACAGACAGACGGACAGACAGACGGACGGACGGACAGAUAGAUAGAGCGCAUGCAAAAGGGCUGAUUGUCGAGAGAUACAUCGGCCCUCCCUUUCUGAUCGUAAUAGAUCGAACGAAUCUUCAUCGAGAUUCGUUGUCUUUCUCUUUAAGUAAAGUGGUGAAACUAAGUGCAAAUACUGUAAGGCCUGCUGAAUCCUUGACGUCAGAGCAGCAGCCCCGUGUGCCGUGUUCAAGGAUACAUCGUCUUCGUAAAAGAUGGCGAGCCAAGAUCCAAAGUGGCAAAAGGAUGCCGCGGAUCAGAACUUCGAUUACAUGUUCAAACUUCUAAUAAUCGGCAAUUCGUCGGUCGGUAAAACGUCAUUUCUCUUCCGUUAUGCGGACGAUUCUUUCACCUCGGCCUUCGUGUCGACCGUGGGAAUCGACUUUAAAGUGAAAACCGUCUUCAGAAACGAUAAAAGGGUCAAGCUACAAAUCUGGGACACGGCUGGCCAAGAAAGAUACAGAACGAUCACAACGGCCUAUUACAGAGGUGCAAUGGGCUUCAUUUUGAUGUAUGACAUCACGAACGAGGAAUCGUUCAAUUCGGUUCAAGACUGGGUGACGCAGAUAAAGACCUACUCGUGGGACAAUGCCCAGGUAAUCCUCGUGGGCAACAAGUGCGACAUGGAGGACGAGAGGGUGAUCAGCUUUGAAAGGGGUAAACAAUUGGCAGAUCAAUUAGGUGUCCAAUUUUUCGAGACAUCUGCUAAGGAGAACAUUCAAGUUAAGGCGGUCUUCGAACAACUGGUUGACAUAAUAUGCGACAAGAUGAGCGAAUCGUUGGACAAUGAUCCAACAUUGAUGGCAGGUGGUACGGGCCAGGCCAAAGGUCAACGACUUACCGAUCAGCCGACCAACCCAUCGAACACUAACUGCAAUUGCUAAGAAGAGAUAGAAAGCGUAUGAUGAUGACAGAGAGCGAGAGCGAGAGAGAGAGAGAGAGAGAAAGAAAGAGAGAAAGUGUGAGAGAAGAAAAAAGAAAAUGAGGAAAAAAGUGUGAGAAAGAGAAAUGGAGAAAAAGAGAGAGAGAGAGAAAGAAAGAAAGAAAGAAAGA